Molecule: messenger RNA, 1478 nt
Organism: Haliotis rufescens (red abalone)
Lineage: Eukaryota; Metazoa; Mollusca; Gastropoda; Lepetellida; Haliotidae
Exons: 7
Coding region: 12-1280 (422 amino acids)
Source: RefSeq, a predicted model, not a curated record
CGCGUACAGCCAUGGAGACGGUCAGCGUGUUUGGAUUAUUGGUGUUACUGGCGAAUUCCUGUCUCUGUUCCAUCAUUUGUGACAAAGUGGAUGUGGCAGAAAUAGAAGGGGAUGUUAAUAGCGUUUGUUACAAUCAGGGGAGUAAAGAGAUCAAGUGUCCCAGAAAUGAAUCAGUGUUGGUCAAACGCUUCUUGCAAAAAGCUCAUGUAAGGAAGGACGGUGACGACAGGAAUGCAGACUACAGAUCCUGUGUAGAAAAAUUCAAUGAUGAAUAUUAUGACGUUGGGGAAUGUUUGUUAAUGACGUCGGAUGUGCAUCAGAAGAGGGUUUAUCAGGCCGCGAUCACGGAGGUUCUGGAGGAGUGUAGUCAGAAGAGGUACUGUAUCCUGGAGAGUGACACGAGUUCCUCUAUCCAUGGUCUGAAGGACCUCCCAGUAGGAGAGAGAAAGAAACGCCCGUCACAUCUGGUGGAAUUGCAUGAGUGUGUCAAAGACCAAGUUGCCAGUGUCUUGUUGUGUGACAGCAAGACCAAAACAGACAAGAAGGUCUACAUCAGCAGCAACCGACUGAAGAUGUCAUUUCAGGAAACAAGCACCUGCAACUGUACAGUCAGUGGAGCUGCGAGCCGCGUCACCCUGCUGGACGUCAGACUGGACAACAGCCACGUGACCACACUGUCCAUCAGGGACAAGACACGUACAGUGUACACAAUCCAUGGUGGCGACCAGGCAGUCCACUUCAUGAAGGAGAUUAACAUCAGCCAAUCAGAGUGGAGUUUACAGGUGGAUGUUAUCCGAGACUAUCUCCCUGACAAGAUAUGGAUGAGAGUGGAAGGACACAACGGAUCUGACGUCACAGUCGCGUGUAAAGAAGCAGCUUCAAACACCGAUAGGACGCAAUCAGUGCCACCAGGUAACGCCGUUCUUGAUGGAUCACAGCUUGUUUUCCUUCCUGUUGGGUUUUUGGUUGGAUUUGUGACUGUUGGUAUUAUCUUCAUCUUGUAUAUGAAAAGGAGACAAAGCAACCCGGCCUUUGUUUCAUCUUUGCUACGGUUUACCCCUGAAGGGAAUGACGCCCUUGAGCCCAUCUACUCCUUACCCCAUCAACAUCGGGGGACGGACCCCCCUCGCCAACUUUCCACAAAGAGCUGUAGUCCCAAUAUCCACAACCAGGACGACCCUGACUACAGUGUGGCUACCCUCCAACCUAACCCCAACCCUCUGUCACUGUCAAACCUAACCAUCGACAAGAACAAGCUUCGAUCCAACACAGAACCGUGAACAGUGUAUGAAUGAACAAGUAACUGUGACAUCCUUGCAAUUUGAUGCCCGUACGCAGAUAGAAAAUUUAAUGUAUAAUUGAUCUUAUUGUUUGCUAGUAGCAUGUUAUUUGGGCUUUGCUGCGUCCUACCAAAAUACGUUAAAAUAUGGUACUUGUUGUUACCAUGUCUGGCGCUAGGCAUUAAGGGGCAAAAACAA